Vairimorpha ceranae is the source of this 276-nucleotide messenger RNA. RefSeq names its product 60s ribosomal protein l24. Lineage: Eukaryota; Fungi; Microsporidia; Nosematidae. The transcript has a single exon. The record is from RefSeq and is a predicted model, not a curated record. Bases 1 to 276 code for a protein of 91 amino acids.
AUGAUUGAUGGAAUUUCUAUUUACUCUGGACGAGCAGUUCCAAAAGGAUCAGCCACUAUAAAAAUUACUAAUGAUGGAAAGCAACAGCUAACUGCUAAUAGAAAAGAAAGAUCUUUUAUGGAAAGAAAAAUAAAUCCUAAACUUAUAAAAUGGACUAUUCCAAGUAGAGUUGUUAGAAAGAAACAUGAACUAUUUACAUCCCUUCAGAAGAAUAUUCCUCGUCCUGCUAAAAUUGAAAGAGGAUUUAAAAAUAUUAGUGCUGAUAUGCUUAAAUAA